Molecule: messenger RNA, 2843 nt
Organism: Diachasma alloeum
Lineage: Eukaryota; Metazoa; Arthropoda; Insecta; Hymenoptera; Braconidae
Gene: Cog2
Product: conserved oligomeric Golgi complex subunit 2
Exons: 3
Coding region: 178-2280 (700 amino acids)
Biological process (GO): protein transport; intra-Golgi vesicle-mediated transport; Golgi organization
Cellular component (GO): COG complex; membrane
Source: RefSeq, a predicted model, not a curated record
ACGCCUCCACGACAGCAACAAAUCUUGAAAUCUUCCCCUGAUCUGUCAAACCCCUAACCCAUUCAGCGCCUUCCUCUUCAUUAAAAGUGACACAACCAUUACGAAAAAACAACAACAUCCCUCAAAGUUCCCCCGUCUCGCCCCCGCCAUAAAAACCUCCCCCCAAAGUUCCGAAAAAUGUCGAAACCCCCAGAAUUCGCGCUUCCCCGUGCCCCGGAGGAGCUCAGUUUCAAGUCCUCGGACUUCAUCGCCCCGGACUUCGACGUCGACAACUUCCUCCACGACCACCGCAAACUCGCCACCCUCGAGACGAUGCGCGACGACCUGGGGGUCUACCUGAAGAUCCUGCGCUCAGCGAUGAUCGAGCUAAUCAACAAGGACUACGCGGACUUCGUGAACCUCUCGAAGGACCUGAUAGGCCUGGACAAGGCGAUAGAUCACCUGGAGUCGCCCCUGGGUCAGAUCCGCGAGGAAGUGCUGCAGAUCCGGCAGACCCUGGAGGCGGCGACGGUGGAGAUGUCGGAGGGGCUGAGGGAGCACCGGAGGAUCAGGGAGGAGAAGCAGUGCAUGCACAGUCUGGGGAGGGUCUACAAGUCCCUGACGAAGUUGCGGGUGAUGCUGGGGGGUGGGGGCGACCGCCAGCACCAGCUGGACCGCCUGGAGCGAGCGGCGACAGAGUACAAUCAACUGAAAUUUCACUCCUCGAGGUGCAGACAGUACCUCUCGGCGGAGGUCGAGGCCAAUGUCCAGGAACUCGAGGACGCCCUGAUGACGACGUUGUCGGAUCAGCUGGUGGGCAUCCUCCAGGAGGGGGAGGGGGCGGAGGGGCGGCUGGGGAGGUGCCUCAGGGUGUACCUGAGCUUGGGGAGGGUCGGGGAGGCCGAGGACUUGGUCAGGAGGAGGAUUGUCGGCCCUGCUGUUGAGGAUGUUAUUGUGGAGAAGAAUAUUUAUAAUGAACCCAGGGGUCUGCAGGGACUCUACGAUAAACUCCUGGAGGUGCUGAGCGGGGGCAUGAAGGGCCUCAUCGCAAUCGAGGGGAGCUUGGAGGCCCAUCAGGGGAGGGGAUUCAACUUCGUCGUUAAUUCUUAUUGGAUAGAAGUGGAAGAGAAAAUCGAGUUACGACUGAAAUCGAUCUUCGCAGCUGGCAACCCCGACCUCUUCCACCAGCGGUACAAGGAGACCCUGGACUACCUGAAGAGGAUGGAGAGCCACUGCAGCAGUCCCCGGAUCCUGUCCGAGCUGAGAGCUCACCCUCUCUACCUCCAGUUCCUUAAGAAGUGGAAUCUCCCAGUUUACUUUCAGAUUCGUUUCCAGGAGAUAGCAGGGAGUGUCGAGCAGACUCUGGGGCAGUCAGCGUCACCAGGGGUGAUGAAGCCUCGUGGGAGCCCUGAUGAGUUCACCCUGAAGCCAACCGAGGUCGCCUGGAGGUGCCUGGAGAGGUGCUGGAGCGAUGGGAUCUUCCUGCCCCAGUUGCUGCAUCAAUUCUGGAAACUCAAUCUCCAGAUUUGCUCGAGGUUCAGGGUCUGGGUGGGGGGCAGCCUGAGGCAGACCUGGAUCUGGAGCAAUGAGGGGACGACCCAGGGGACCCCUGGAGCCCCCAGCAGACUGGAGUUCCUGGUGUAUCUGCACUCUGAUGUCAUGAAGUUCGAGGGAAAGCUCGAGAAAUUGCUGGCUUUUGCUGAGGAGAAGCUGGGGAGUCUCGUUUGCUCUGUCGAGGAGGUCCUCAGGGCCUCCGUCGAGGAGAUGAGGGCAGGCUUGAGGGCUGACUUGCCGGGGAUCAGUGAGCAGAUCGUCAGGGAACUCCUGGGGAAGAGCCUCGAGUGCCUGAAGCAGGUCAGCGAUAUCCCCAGGCUAUUCAGGAGGACCAUGAGGGAGAGACCCACACAGGCUUGCGCUUACGUCAGGACUGCUGUCGGCGGGCUCAAGGAGUUCCGGGAGAUGUACCAGGGCGUCGGACAACAGGUGGUCGACCAGUGGAUGCUCAUGGCGCUCUCACGAUUAGCUGAACAGUAUUUUGUUUCGGUCAAGGAUGUGCUGGAGUCAGUGCAGAAGACCGAGGAGAGCCUCAGGAGGCUCAAGAAAAUCAGGGACAAGUCGUCAGGUGCACCUCAACCUGAAACCCAGGGAAUUACCGAUGACGAGAAAAUCAGGGUGCAGCUGGAAAUCGAUGUUCACACGUUUUGUGAUUCUGUCAAGUCCUUCAAUAUCGAUGUCUCGAGUAUUGAGAAGUUGGAGGAGUUGAGAUUGAUUGUUGAGGCUGCUGUGAAGAAUAGAAGUUGAAGGAAAGGAAAGGACAAUUAAUCCGAAGGAUUAAUUCACUAACUGUUUAGCAAAUGUCUCUGGAAUUUUAAUUUAUGCCUUCAAACCACAAUUCAUACGAUUUAAAGUGACUGUCUUCAGAACAAAAAGCGCUAUCAAAGAAUAUUGCGAGAAAAACAUUUGUAAAAUAUGUUCUUCUAUAGAAAUUCAUCUUAUGAAAAAUAUAAAAAAUCGUUUUUGAUAUUUUUCAAUUGAUCCACUAGUUUCAGAGACAUUUGUAAAAUUGUCUUCGACUAUUUCGUUAAUAUCUUAAAACGAAAAUUUAGUAAAACUACUGUUAAAUAAAAUUGUACACAUUUUUCUAAAUGUUAAUUUAUGUUUAUUGUUUACGCCCGUAUACAAGAGCAUACGUGUGAAAUUGUUCAGUGUACGAGUAUAGUACAUGAUAUAUUUUUAAAAUGAAUAUUAAUAAACCCCUGGAUAUCAAACCCAGGCGUCGAAAGAAUUCAAUAAAUCCCGCAAAUCAUUGGAUUAUAGCCAGUUAAUUACUUAUCUAAUAAUAAAAAUUGCAUUUUUAAUCCUUA